Molecule: messenger RNA, 1104 nt
Organism: Lachnellula hyalina
Lineage: Eukaryota; Fungi; Ascomycota; Leotiomycetes; Helotiales; Lachnaceae
Product: Chanoclavine-I aldehyde reductase
Exons: 1
Coding region: 1-1104 (367 amino acids)
Molecular function (GO): FMN binding; NADPH dehydrogenase activity
Source: RefSeq, a predicted model, not a curated record
AUGGCCGAGUCCCGCCUCUUCGCGCCCUUGAAAAUAGGCAGUAUAGAAGUGCAGCACCGUAUCGGCAUGGCCCCCCUAACCCGCCUCCGCGCAACAGCCGCCCACGUCCCAAACCCUCUGAUGGUAGAAUACUACAGUCAACGCGCCUCUGUACCAGGUACAUUGAUUAUUUCUGAAGGUACAUUCAUAUCCCCCUCGGCCUGCGGCGGGUUCGCCAACGCGCCUGGGAUCUGGAACCAAGCGCAGAUCGAUGGCUGGAAGGAAAUCACCGAUGAAGUGCACCGCAAAGGCUGUUUUAUAUACUGUCAGAUAUUCGCCAUGGGGCGUGCUGCGGAUGCGGAAGUGGCGAAGAGAGAAGGCGUUAGUGUUGUAGGGCCGAGCGCCAUUCCGAUUGAAGAAGGCGGGGCGAUUCCACGGGCUAUGAGCAUUACGGAGAUCAAGCAGAUGAUUCGAGACUUUGCGAGUGCGGCGGAGAAUGCAGUAAAGGCGGGGUUUGAUGGGGUUGAGUGUCACGGCGGAAACGGGUAUUUGGUCGAUCAAUUUAUCCAGGAAAAUAGUAACAGGCGCGACGACGAGUGGGGCGGGAGCGUGGAAAAUCGGUCUCGCUUUAUCGAUGAAAUCAUAAAGGGUGUCGUCGCUGCAGUCGGCGCAGAACGCGUUGGGCUUCGUCUCACACCGUGGAGUCUGUUCCAGGGCAUGAGGAUGGAGGAUCCAAUCCCGCAAUUUUCGGAUAUCAUCGACAAAGCCAAGCAAUUGAAUCUGGCAUACCUUCACCUGGUUGAGUCGCGGGUGUCUGGUGCCGUGGAUCGUGAAGAAGCCAGUGAGCGGCUGGAUUUUGCGUACAAGCUGUGGAAUGGGCCACUUCUUGUUGCGGGGGGGUAUAAGCUGGCGGAUGCGCGGAGACUUGUCGAUGAAGAAUAUCCGGACAAGAAUAUUAUGGUCGUAUUUGGGAGAUGGUUCAUCUCAAACCCAGAUCUGGUAUAUAAACUCAAGAGGGGUCUGGAGCUUAGUGCGUACGAACGCACGACUUUUUAUUCCGGCUCAGGUGUGGGUUAUGUGGAUUACCCGUCCAGCGCAGAAUAUCUAGCGAGCGGAGAUGUUUAG